Selaginella moellendorffii is the source of this 1430-nucleotide messenger RNA. RefSeq names its product BAG family molecular chaperone regulator 4. Gene Ontology annotation, biological process: protein stabilization. Bases 297 to 1169 code for a protein of 290 amino acids. NCBI's taxonomy places the organism in Eukaryota, Viridiplantae, Streptophyta, Lycopodiopsida, Selaginellales, Selaginellaceae. Gene Ontology annotation, molecular function: protein-folding chaperone binding; adenyl-nucleotide exchange factor activity. The record is from RefSeq and is a predicted model, not a curated record. Gene Ontology annotation, cellular component: cytoplasm. The transcript is spliced from 5 exons.
GCUCGGCUAUGGCGGAGUGAGAGAGAGUCGCAGUGGCGAUCGCGGCGAUGUCCGCGAGCAGUCGCCGUUGCUGGUGAGCUUUAUUGCGAGUGAAAGCGACGGAUCUCCCACUGGGCCCCGUUUGCCCGCUAGGGUUUGGUCGCGAGCGACGAGUGUAAAGCAGGGGGAGCGACGGAUUCCAUCGCGGAGCUCCGAAAUGUGGCUCCAAUUCCGGGCUGGAUGAGAGCGUCACUGGGGCGCUGGAGCCAGCAGCAGAUUUCUUGGCGCCAGAUCUAGGAGAGCAGCAUACAGCGUAGAUGAGGGAAUCCAAGAAGAAAGGGUAUGCUGAAAUGCGGGCGAUGGCGCGGCCGGGAGCUCCAGCCGAGAAGAUCGAUUGGGAGAUGCGGCCGGGUGGAAUGCUGGUCCAGAAGAGGGACGAGACCGCCGAGCAGAGCAUGUCCGGGGCGACGAUUCGUGUCAAGGUUUCUCAUGGGGCAGUGUAUCACGAGGUCACGAUCUCUCCAUACGCGACUUUUGGUGAUUUGAAGAAAUUGCUCGUCCAGCCGACUGGGUUGCAAGCCCGGGAGCAAAGGAUCCUUUACAGAGGGAAGGAGAAGGACAGUGGCGAUUACUUGCAUCUAGUUGGAGUGAAGGACAAGGCGAAAGUAGUGCUCAUCGAGGAUCCCGAGAGUCGCGAGAGGAAGCAAGAGGAGUCCCGACACAACGAACGAAUCUUGAGGACCUCCAAAGCUGUGUCGGCCAUUAAGUCUGAGGUCGAUAAGCUUGCUGAAAGGGUUUUGACGGUAGAGAACGAUGUUCACAGACGAGUCGAGGUCCCCGAGUCGGAAUUCGACUCGCUAACCGAGGCCCUGAUGAUGCUGCUGCUGAAGCUGGAUGGGAUCGAAGCUUUUGGUGACGCUAAAGCCCAAAGAAGGAUUCAGGUCAGGAGAGUCCAAAAAUUUGUGGAAGCCCUCGACGCGUUGAAAAUGAAGAACUCGUCUCCUCCAAGUGUUGCAGCCAAGGAGCAAAGCCCCGCGAAAAACUCGUCCAGUAGCAGCAACGCGGCCGCCAUUGUUGUCACGACCCAGUGGGAAACCUUUGAAACAUCGGCAGGGAAUUUCAUCUCCACACCUCCAAAACCGGCUACCACAGCAAUUGAGACCGAUUGGGAGAGAGCGCUCUUCACAUAGAAGGUAGUGAAGUUUUAUUGGUGGCGUGGUCAUUCAAGGCUCGAUCAUAUAUAGAGAUCAAUCUUUUCGUGAUUGUCGAAUUGGUGCAAGCAAGGAGAGGAAGAAGGAAGAAGAAAGAAGAAGAAAAAAUUGGAGCUUGUAGAAAGAAUGGAAAAGCUAUGGUAAGGAGGAGGCGCAAUUCUUUGUAUAGUAUCAUAAAACAUUUGUUUUUGCGGAAUGGGGUUGUGUGUGGUAAUAAAAAAGAAGCGCGAAUGUUUUGGA